Myotis myotis is the source of this 3849-nucleotide messenger RNA. RefSeq names its product TNF superfamily member 15 (gene TNFSF15). Gene Ontology annotation, cellular component: membrane. NCBI's taxonomy places the organism in Eukaryota, Metazoa, Chordata, Mammalia, Chiroptera, Vespertilionidae. Bases 1 to 828 code for a protein of 275 amino acids. Gene Ontology annotation, molecular function: tumor necrosis factor receptor binding. Gene Ontology annotation, biological process: immune response. The transcript has 4 exons. The record is from RefSeq and is a predicted model, not a curated record.
AUGGGGGGGUCUCCCUGCGCAAGAGGAAUCAGUUCUGUCUCCGGGACCAGCCACAGCAUGGCAGAGGACCUGGGGCUGGGCUUUGGGGAGACAGCCAGCGUGGAAAUGCUGCCCGAGGAUGACAGCUGCAGGCCCAAGGCCAGAGCUAGGCUGGCAGCCAGGGCCAGCAGCUCCGGCUGGGCUCUCACCUGUUGCCUGGUGUCACUCCCCAUCCUGGCAGGACUCACCGCCUACCUGCUUGUUGGCCAGCUCAGAACCCAAGGAGAGGCCUGUGUGUUCCAGACUCCAAAAGCACAGGAAUUUGGACCUUCACAUCAGCGAGCUUAUGCACCUCCCAGAACUAGUGGAGAUAAGCCAAGGGCACACCUGACAGUUGUGAGACAAACGUCCACACAGCCCUUGAAUAAUCAGUUCCCAGUUCUGGACUGGGAACAUGAACUUGGCUUGGCCUUCACCAAGAACCGGAUGAACUACACGAAUAAAUUCCUGGUGAUCCCAGAGUCGGGAGACUAUUUUGUUUACUCCCAGAUCACAUUCCGAGGUAUCACAUCCAAAUGUGGUGAAAGCAGCAAAGGGAGCCGAGCAAACAAGCCAGACAUCAUCAUUGUGGUCAUCACCAAGGUAACGGAGAACUACCCCGAACCCACUCAGCUCCUAAUGGGGACCAAGACAGUGUGUGAAAUAGGUAGCAACUGGUUCCAACCCAUUUAUCUAGGAGCCAUGUUCUCCUUGCAAGAAGGGGACAAGCUGAUGGUGAACGUCAGUGACAUCUCUUUGGUGGACUACACAAAAGAAGAUAAAACCUUCUUUGGAGCCUUCUUGCUAUAGGGGUAAGGCAGAUGUCACUGUGUAAAGGUCCUCUCCUCCUAGUUCCUAAUUUUCUUCAUUCAUAUGUAAUUAUAACCAGGGGCUUUCUUGAAGCGUUCCACAGAGACAAUGGUUUAGCUAUGAAAUGUAGGGCCCAAAAGCCCACACUUUAUAUGCCUUACUGAUGAGAAUACAAAUUGGAAAAAGCGAGAAAAAAGGCAGACAUAUUACCAUGGUUGCCUAGAAGAUGGGUGAAUUUCUGAACAUUAGUACACUCAUUACCAAAUGAAUGGAUGAUUUACUCAGAACAUUUCUACAGCUUCCUACUACACAGUUGUCACCAGUGGGCUCAGUUGCUGUUCAGUUUGAUUAUGAAGCAUUCACUUCAGUUCAAGAGCCUUGAAUAAAAUCCAAAGACCUAGAAAACAGUGUAAACCUUUCAGAGGAGAAAUCCUUAAUCAGUUUCCCCAAAUACAUAGUUUCAUAGAAAGGAAGGAAGGAAGGAAGGAAGGAAGGAAGGAAGGAAGGAAGGAAGGAAGGAAGGAAGGAAGAAAAGAAGAAAGAAAGAAGAAACUGCUAUUUUUCAUGAAUGUUCUCAAAAAAAGAAAUUGAUUUUCAUGAUACUAUCUAUGGCAAAUAAGAGAAACUACCUUUCCCAUUAUUUUGUACACAGGCAUCAAAAUAAGCAAGUAUGAGUUCCACAUGCAUAUCAAAAAUACAACAAUAGCAUUUAUUCACCACAGUUUUCUUGAGCACCUGUUAUGUUCUGGGCAUUAUCUUUACCCAGAAGACACUAUGAACAAGUCAGAUUCUACUAAAAACUUAUAUGAAUGUCACUAGAUGGCUCCUGGUCAAAUGUGUCCCAACAUGCACCAAGGACUAACUCCAAACCUAAAAAACAUAUCAUCUGACAGCAAGAUUUCUGGGGCGCUCCUGACUAUGUAAGCUGUCCAGCUGAUUAGGUAACUCAAGAAACUUGAAGACAGAUUUCUAGCUAAUUAUACAAACUGUACAACAAAUUUGAUUGGUGUCAGGAGACAAUGGACUUAUUCUCUUGGGGGGGAAGGGUCAAUCUCCAAAUCUGGAAAAGUUAACCCAGAUCCGCUUUGAAUUUUGAUUCACAACCUCAGAGUGUUAUGUGGGUAUUUUUCUCUUAAAAUAGUCUAAGGGAUUUAAAUAUGCAAUUAGCUAAUCAGCUUACCUAAGACUUCUUCCCUGGAGGAGAGGCUGGACAUUGAGGCUUGUCUGUAAAGCAAGAAUCCACCAACUUGCUUCCCAGUAUCAAAUGAGUCCAUGGGGAUGAAACUUGGUAACUUUGAACAUUCUGUGAAGUAGGAGAGCAUGUCAGUGUCACGUGGGAGCAUGGCAGUGUGACAUGGCACUUCAGACUCUAUUAUAAAUGCUCCCUAUGGAGGAGAUCUCACAAUGGGUCUGGAAGCAAGCCUGGCACCAAAAUCAACUCUUCCCCUUGUUGCCAGGAGACUACAGAGGACAGAGGGGUGUGACGGGGCUCCUGAGCACAAUGAUUGGUGCAGCAGUACUUGACCAAUAUUUGUUGAGUUAUAAUUAAACAAAAAUUCCAUUUCUCAGUUGGGAGGUUAAGGCUCCAAAGCCUUCAGCUUCUCAAAACAAUGAGCACAGGGCUCAAUGGGAGCACGGACAAGGGUGUGGUCACCUCCACCUGGUUCAGAAGCAUCUUCAUGAAGGAAGUGAGUUCUGAAAGAAGGUGGGCGGACGACAGAUGGCCUCGGAGAAAGGGCAUCUCAGAUGGAGGAAUUACCCUUUUCUUAAAGCAGAAUGGAGAGGUUUCUCAGUAACUAUAAAGCCAGCUUGAUUAGUGAAUGUUUCCUCAAUCGACUCCUGGUACAACAUUUAUGGGUGGAUCACGAAUGUUUCAUCAAUGAGUCUCACUGGCUCCACGAUCAGAACUAAUACCCCAUUAAGAAAAUAAAAUGCUCCAUCUGCAUCUGCAUGAGAGCACCAAGCGACCUGGGGAAUGGGCAAGAAUUUGCAUGGAGGAGGCCAGAGUGGCCUACUCCUCUUCUCCACUAGAAGGACCCCUGUGCCCAGGGUCUUCAAACCCGCCCACUGUUCCAUUGGGCAGCUGGUGGAUUUGGAAGUUCAUUCAAGAAAUUGGAAUUUCCUACUAUCCUAAAAGACCUGAAGCUUUGGAAAGAUCCUACCACAUAUUUAUUUUGCUCCCAUCCUAAGCCCAUUUAUUGAAGAAUGUAUUGUGCUCAAGUUUUCAUGGUUGAAUUUAUUAAAUGUCCUAUGAUACAGCUUUUACUGGUCAGAAAGGCUCAGUCAAACAUUCCUAGUAGGACUCGAGUCCUAGGCAUUAUUUCCAUGGCAAAUAUUUGUGCCCUUGUUUUUAAAAUCAAGUGGGAGAUGCUUUUUAAGACCAUGUGAUAGUCCCCUAAAAGGAGUACAGAGAGUGCAUUCGAAGGGCCAGAAUGUUCCGAAAGAAUAUGCGUACAUGCGUCAGAAAAUGGUUAAUUUAGGGGGAAAGUGCUUUGCUGGUUCAGUGUCUCGCAAAAGGCUGACUUCAAAUCAAUUCCACAAACAUAUACUGAGUACCCACUCAUCCUGGAGACACAAAGAUAAAUUAUUUUAGUCUCCGAUGUGUUCAUUCUAACUGCUUAGUACUUCCACUGUCUGUAGAUCUGUUAAUUUAUUUUGGUUGUAUUAGCUAAUUAAUUAGCUAACUUUAGGCACAUGGAUAUUUUCUCAUGAAAAUGGGUGCCAUUUGGUGAAGGAUGAUCAUUAACAACAUGAUUUGUGUAUACAAUAAGUGAUUUUUUAAAUAGCUACCCAAGGACAGAUUUUCAUAAGUAAAAGGGGAGAACACAAAGUUACUGUUUUCUAUAGUGGCAUCCAUUAUCAAAGCCAAAUGUAGAGAGAGGUUAUUAUCAAGUUUGGCCAGCAACAUUCUUGAAAAUACUAGAACUUUAUGGAUGACCCAGAGGUGCGUGUGUCCCUCAGCAAAUCCCCAUGAUCAAAAUGCAUGGGGUCACCAGCAUUAGGACCCUAGCAUGGUUUAGC